Monomorium pharaonis (pharaoh ant) is the source of this 1214-nucleotide messenger RNA. It is a transcript of the gene viaf, whose product is annotated as viral IAP-associated factor homolog. Gene Ontology annotation, cellular component: cytoplasm. NCBI's taxonomy places the organism in Eukaryota, Metazoa, Arthropoda, Insecta, Hymenoptera, Formicidae. The record is from RefSeq and is a predicted model, not a curated record. Bases 307 to 1032 code for a protein of 241 amino acids. The transcript has 5 exons. Gene Ontology annotation, biological process: protein folding.
CAGAAAAUCUAUUAACCUCCCGUUAGCAGUUAACCGACAUUUGUGAAACUGGCCCUUAGUGUUUAAUGUUUAUAUUUAAUCUUAAUUAGUUUAUGCGUACAAAAUGCACGUGAAAACAUGCGGUUAGGUUAGGUACAUUGGACUGCGUUUCGCAUAGUGGAGAUGAGUGGAAAACAGAUCGGCUGUCGAUUUCUCCUACUGCAAUAAUUGUGCAUAUUUGAAGAGUUUUUUUGUAAGUGUAAAGCAUACAAAGAAAGAUCAGUUUCAAGUGAAUAAAAUAGAAGUAUCUAAUAUUGGUCUUUCAAAAUGCAAGAUCCAAAUGAAGAUACCGAAUGGAAUGAUAUUCUUAGGAGGAAAGGUAUUAUACCUGAGAAGGAAAAGGAACGGGAAGUUACCGAGGAUCAGAUAGUAAAUCUCUUGGAGAGUACGAUAGAUGAAAAAACGGGACGUGCUUUUGCAGCUCCUAACAGUUUAGAAGAGAAGACUUUGGAUGAGUUAGAUGAGUUGGAAGACGAAGAGGAUGAACGAGUUCUGGAGGAAUACCGACAAAAGAGGAUAGCAGAGAUGAAGGAGCUAGCAAGCAAGUGUAAAUAUGGAAAUAUGCAAGAGAUAUCUGCGGUAGAUUACGUUAACGAAGUCAACAACGCUGGAGAGGACGUUUGGGUUGUUUUACACCUCUACAAGGCUGGCAUUCCACUCUGUACUCUAAUCAAUCAGUACCUUGCCAGUAUAGCGAAAAAGUUUCCUGCCACCAAGUUUUUGAAAAGCAUCUCCACUACUUGUAUCCCCAACUGGCCUGAUAGCAAUCUUCCUACAAUAUUCAUUUAUUACAAUGGAAAUAUGGUGAAACAGAUUAUCGGACCACUCGAAUUCCGUGGCAUGAAACUGACUGAAGCAGAAUUAGAAUGGAUGUUGGGACAAACAGAAGCGGUACCAACAAAGAUCAAGGAAGAUCCUCGGCCAAAAAUCAAUGAUGUCUUAUUUUCAAGCUUAAAGAAUGGAAACGAUAUUGAUGAUAGUAAUGACUGGUAAAUUUAUCUACAUGGGAGGUUAUUAAGAGAUUAAUGCAUAUAGAUACAAUAAGUAUUAUCAGAUUAAUGGUGUUUCACAUUUUAUUUAUUUUAUUAUGUCAAAUGAAUUCAUUAUUUGUAAAAGUGCAAUUUUUAAAACUACUUAUACCGGUAAUUUUAAUAAAAUAUUUUAUUAUAAUGUUA